This is a messenger RNA of Propithecus coquereli (Coquerel's sifaka), 1518 nucleotides long. It is a transcript of the gene DIPK2B, whose product is annotated as chromosome unknown open reading frame, human CXorf36. Lineage: Eukaryota; Metazoa; Chordata; Mammalia; Primates; Indriidae. The record is from RefSeq and is a predicted model, not a curated record. The transcript is spliced from 5 exons. Bases 118 to 1383 code for a protein of 421 amino acids.
GGUGGGGUCAGCACCCAGAAGCCAGCCCCCUCUGACAGCUUCCUCUUUGGCCAAGCCCUGCCUCUGUGCAGCCCUGAGUGGGCAGCCGAAGGCUGCAGCCGCAGCCCAGAGCCCGAGAUGGAGCCCUGGCUGGCCCUGCUGCUGUGGGUCUCAGCCCUGAGCUCUUCUUUCUCCUUGCCAGCUUCUCCCCGUCCUUCUCUGGUGCCCCAAGUCAGAACCAGCUACAAUUUUGGAAGGACUUUCCUCGGCCUUGAUAAAUGCAAUGCCUGCAUCGGGACAUCUAUUUGCAAGAAGUUCUUUAAAGAAGAAAUAAGGUUUGACAAGCGGCUGGCUCCCCACCUCGGACUGCCUCCUGACUACUUGCUUUCAUACCCUGCAAAUUACUCAGAUGAUUCCAAAACCUGGCGCCCUGUGGAGAUCUUUCGGCUGCUCAGCAAAUACCAAAAUGAGAUCUCAGACAGGAGAAUUUGUGCCUCUGUGUCAGCCCCAAAGACCUGCAGCAUUGAAUAUGUCCUGCGGAAAACAGGGAGGUUCCAGAAAUGGCUGCAGGCCAAGCGCCUCACACCAGACCUGGUGCAGGGCCUGCCCAGCCCCCUCCUGCGCUGCCCCUCGCAGCGACUCCUGGAUCGCGUGGUCCGGCGCUACGCCGAGGUGGCCGACGCCGGCAGCAUCUUCAUGGACCACUUCACCGACCGCGACAAGCUGCGUCUGCUCUACACGCUGGCUGUCAACGCGCACCCCAUCCUCCUCCAGAUCUUCCCUGGGGCCGAGGGAUGGCCACUGCCCAAGUACCUGGGCUCCUGUGGCAGAUUCCUCGUCAGCACCAGCACCAGACCGCUGCAGGAAUUCUACAGUGCACCCCCAGACCAGGCAGCCGACCUCGCCUACCAGCUCCUUGGUGUCCUGGAGUCUCUGAGGAGCAACGAUUUGAACUAUUUCUUCUAUUUCACCUAUAUCGAGGCAGACAUGUUUGGCAUCUUUAACAAUGGGCAUCUGUUCAUCCGGGAUGCCAGCACACUGGGCGUCAUCGACAAGCAGGAAGGCAGCCAAGCAGCCACCAGGGCAGGAGAGAAUAAAGACAUUUUUAGCUGCCUGGUUUCUGGCUGCCAGGCCCAGCUGCCCUCCUGCGACACCGUCCCUGAGAAGCAGAGCCUGGUACUGGUGUGUCAGCAGUUGCUGCCUCGACUUCUCCAGAAGAGGUUCCCCUCCCCAGUGCAAGAGGAGAUAGACUCAGCUCUUGCUCAGUGUGGGCAGGGUGCCCACCCAGACUCCGAAGUCCUCGGGGCUGCCAGCCGGCUGAAGGACAUCCUGAGGCCCCUGAGAACCUGUGACCCCAGAUUUGCCUACCGCUACCCAGACUGCAAAUAUAAUGAUAAGUUCUGAGGGGCCGGAGCCCAGCUGGGCUCAGGGGACAACACGCUUGGCCCUCCAUUCCCCUGGUUGGGUUGCUGCAAGGUUGAAAGCAGCAGCUCCGUUUUAAACCUGAGGAGAAAUGCACAUUCAUUUCCCAGGACUAAG